Messenger RNA from Felis catus (domestic cat), 913 nucleotides. It is a transcript of the gene CIMAP3, whose product is annotated as primary cilia formation. Gene Ontology annotation, molecular function: cytoskeletal protein binding. Gene Ontology annotation, biological process: regulation of cell projection organization. The transcript has 6 exons. Gene Ontology annotation, cellular component: ciliary basal body. Lineage: Eukaryota; Metazoa; Chordata; Mammalia; Carnivora; Felidae. The record is from RefSeq and is a predicted model, not a curated record. Bases 16 to 750 code for a protein of 244 amino acids.
UGUCAGUGGUGACUCAUGGAGCUGGUAAAUGAAAGGGACAGGCUGGCUGAAAGUCCCUCCGAGGGGGACAUCUGGCCCAGAUAUUCUUGGAGAUACUCAAAGUCUAGGCCAUCUGAUCCAUUUGGGAACAUAAAAGACAACCAAAUCACAUCAUGGAUCACCCAGCCAUUUCUUUGGAAAUUUGCUUAUGAUUCGCCGGAUAACUACUCCUUUGGAACAUGUCAACAGAGGAAGCUCUUUCCUCAAUACUACCCCCCAAACUUGUUGGGGAACAAGUUUAUCCCUCUUCGAGGAGCGCCCCACAGAGGGCCUGGAUGUUACAUAGCAGAAGAUAUGUAUGGAUUGGCAUACAACCUCUCUAGGAUCCCAACCAGUAGAAAAGGAUAUACUUUUGGCGCCAGGACAGCUGUGAGGUUUAAGUCAAUCAACAAGGACACGAUGCUUUACCCUGGCAUGUACCAGACUGCACAUCCUCGGGAGCAAAAACACAAACAAAAUUUUGCUCCAUUUAAUACCUUCUUGCCUCGAUUUAGGACAGACUCAAAGGACACUUAUUAUCCUGGCCCUGGCACAUACAACCCAGAGAUGAAGCCCCCCAAAAAAAUCACCUGGCCAAUGAAAUUUGGAUCUCCAGACUGGGCUCAGGUUCCAUGCCUACAGAAAAGAACCCUAAGAACUGAGCUGUCCACUGACAAGGACUUCAGAAAGCACCGGAACCGCGUGGCCUACCUAAGCCUGUUUUACAACUGAAGAGCUGUGACUGCCUUCACGAGGUCCUCCUGACCACAGAUCCAGGACUGAGGACAGAGUCGCUCUUCCCCCUGCACUGCUGUGCUCUCUCCUCUGCCAGCAUGGGGCCCGGGGAGGGAGAGGGCUCAUAACUACCAUGUGAGAGGAAAAAGACCGCUGCAGA